AUGCCUCAGUGCUUUGAGCAUAGCGCCGACACGCUCAUGACGUUUGAGCAGAGCUACGACACAUACAUGAACAAGUACAUCCCCAAUCCUGGCUGGACACCCAAGGACCCGCGCAAGUUCUGGCAUAUUAUCUACGGCGUACCAGAGGCGGACGCGGGAAAGGUUGCCGCGCUGGCCCUCAAGCGCGGAGCCGGCCUUAUCCACAUUACAAACGACGUCCUCCCCAAUCCGUACGACACCCUACCUGACGAAGCCUAUAUGAAAGCCAUUACGGACACCAUCAAGGGUGGCGGACCGGAUGUUGCAGAUCCCACCCCAUAUCCAGCCGACGGGCAGGCUACGUUUCCGCUGGGCCCAUUAUCAGUGACCGCUUCUGGACUAUUCCUCCGUGAGCCUCAAGUGGGAUAUCUCUAA
Molecule: messenger RNA, 414 nt
Organism: Aspergillus fumigatus Af293
Lineage: Eukaryota; Fungi; Ascomycota; Eurotiomycetes; Eurotiales; Aspergillaceae
Product: spherulin 4 family protein
Exons: 2
Coding region: 1-414 (137 amino acids)
Source: RefSeq, a predicted model, not a curated record